This is a messenger RNA of Zerene cesonia (dogface butterfly), 3452 nucleotides long. RefSeq lists its product as uncharacterized. Gene Ontology annotation, molecular function: hydrolase activity. Bases 167 to 3361 code for a protein of 1064 amino acids. The transcript has 6 exons. The record is from RefSeq and is a predicted model, not a curated record. NCBI's taxonomy places the organism in Eukaryota, Metazoa, Arthropoda, Insecta, Lepidoptera, Pieridae.
GUUCACAAUCGAAUAAGUGACCGAAGAGGCCGAACGAAGAGACUGUUAAUAUUAAAAAAAAACAAAUGAAAUUGUACGGCUAUUGUUUAUAAAUUUGGCGGCAAAUGAUCAAAGAAGGUUUUACUUAUACUUUUUUUAACUAUAGUUUUAAAUUUGAAAUGGAACGAUGAAAUGGUUAGCGUUGUUGUCAUUGAUUGCCGCCAAUGUGGUAAAGGAGCCCAGUCCAGUGAUUCGUGUGGAAAGUGGUUUGCUUAGAGGUAGAAUUAGUGAUAACGGCCUGUUUUAUCAGUUCUUUGGCAUACCGUACGGGACUGUUAAUGAGAAGAAUCGCUUUCAAGCACCGCUGCCCGCACCAAAAUGGGAUGGAAUUUUCGAGGCCAUCGACGAGAAUUGCAGAUGUCCCCAGAAAAUGAUCGGCUCCGUGGUCGCGGGUCAAAACGACUGUCUGAAGCUAAAUAUCUACACUCCCAUCGCAGCAAAACAUGACAAACUUCCCGUGAUGGUCUACAUACACGGAGGAAGCUUCUUCGAGGGCACCGGUACCGCAUUCCUGUAUGGCCCCGAUUUCUUCGUUGAAAGAGACGUCAUAUUUGUCGGCAUCAACUAUAGGCUUAACGUUGAGGGAUUUCUAUGCUUGGGCAUCAAGGAAGCGCCAGGAAAUGCUGGCUUGAAAGACCAAAGCGCGGCCUUAAGAUGGAUCAAGAGAAAUAUCAUAGCGUUUGGGGGAGACCCUGAUAAUGUCACUUUAUUCGGUGAAAGUGCUGGAGCUGUGUCUGUCUCCUAUCACAUUAUUUCCCCACUGUCAAAAGAUCUCUUCCAAAGAGCAAUCAUUCAAAGUGGUUCAACGUUAGCACCUUGGAGUCUUCAGCACGACCCUAUCAAGACUGCGAGUAGUUUAGCCAAGGAAUUCGGAUAUAACGGAAGUGAUCCUUUUGAAAUUUACAAUAUAUUAUCAAGAAGAACAGUUGAAGAAUUAAUAGGGAAACUGAAACCCGAAAGACCAAAGACUUUAAUUACCGCUGAAGUACUUUUUACUCCCUGUGUUGAAAAGGAAAUAGCUGGUGUUGAUGCUAUGAUAACAGAUUAUCCAGCUGACAUAAUUAGUUCAGGAAACUAUACCAAAGUACCUAUGAUAGUAGGUUACAACGAUCGCGAAGGUAUAUAUUUCGUAUCUUCAGAUUUCGGCACAAGUUUAAAGGAAACGCCGGAAGACCUCCUCAAGGAAGAUUUACAAUUCCCCUCCGAGUGGAACAGAAACAAAACGGUGGCGGGUAUACACGAGCAUUAUUUCGCGUCGGGGAGGGAGGAUUUAAUUAUGGAUAUGGUUAAUUUAUAUUCGGAUCUGCAUUUUAAAUAUCCAGCGGUGAUUGAAUCAGAGCUGUACGCGAAAACGAAUGACCGGCCGAUGUAUUAUUAUCUGUUUAAAUACAGUGGGUUUAUAAAUAACGCCAAGUUUAUAUCCCAAUUUGUUUUCACGAAAGGUGCGUCGCACGCAGAUGAGUUGUUUUACCUGUUCAAACCGCACACUUUCCCGUUGCCAACCAGAUAUUUGGAGUUGAAAAUGAUUGAGCGUAUGGUCACGUUGUGGACGAACUUUGCUAAAUACGGUGACCCAACUCCUUCAACAACCAAACUGCUACCAGUGAAGUGGAAACCCAGCAGAUCCUGGAACCCCACAGCACUCGUAAUUGACCACCAGAUGACCACAGGACCGAUGUGGGAUGAAGACUCUGUGAGAUUCUGGAAUGACACUUAUAACAAGUAUAGAAGAAGAAAUUAUGGUUUGUUGACUCCCGUCGUUGAGAUCAGUCAAGGCAAACUGCAAGGUUUAAGGAGUGUGUUUGGACAAAACCGGUAUUAUAAUAUACCUUACGCAGUUGCGGAUAGAUUUCAGAAACCCAAAAGGCCACCCAAUUGGAAAGGUAUCUUUAAAGCCAUUUAUCGCAGUCCAUCGCUUAAAUGUCCACAAUGGAGAGCUUCUUCUUUAAUCGGCGUAGAAGAUUGUCUACUCCUCGACGUAUAUACACCAGAAUGGACGGAACCGAAUGAAAAAGUUCCUGUCAUGGUGUAUUUCCACGGUGGAGCUUACUACAUGGGCGCCAAGAAUCUAUACGACCCAGAAUUUUUAGUAAUCAAAAGUGUCAUUGUGGUCACUGUCAAUUAUCGGCUCGGUGUGCUUGGAUUUCUGUGUUUAAACGAUAUAUCCAACCUUGGACUUAGAGAUCAAGUGGCUGCGUUGAAAUGGAUCCGAAAUAAUAUAGCUAGCUUUGGUGGCGACGAUGAAAAUGUGACGAUUUGUGGAGAGAGCGCCGGCGCCAGCUCAGCGUCAUUCCACAUGCUAUCCAAAGUCAGUACAGGACUAUUUCAUAAAGCAAUUCUUAUGAGUGGAACAGCGCUUUCGGCGUGGGCUUUUAAUGUGGAACCUGUUCAACCAGCUUUCCAAGACGCUAAAAAUAUUGCACCAGUAAAAUCUAAAGACGAUGUUAUAAAACUAUUUACGAAGACGCCUCUAAAGACAUUAAUAAAAGCAACCAAAGAUACAUCAGUAAACCCUAGAUAUUUCAAGUAUUCGCCGUGCGUUGAUACCAAUUCCUCAGAUCCAUUCUUUAUCGACGCUCCAUACAAUAUAAUUAAAUCGAGAAACUUUAAUCAGGUACCAGUCAUGAUGGGUUACACUGAAUCCGAGGGGUCAUACUUUUAUGGCUUAUUAAAUGAAGAAUCAGUAAUGAAAUUGAAUGAUAAUUUCGAAGAAAUGAUUCCAUGCUUAUUCACCUGGUGUUCUGAUAAUAAAAGAAGAGAAAUAGCUAGCUUAUUACGUGCCCAUUAUUUUGAUACAGAAAAUAUUACUAUGAAUUCUAUAGACAGUUUAGUAAAAUACUAUUCAGAUUGGGUAGCAUAUGCUGCCAUAGCUGCUUUUUCAAGAGUAUUAACAAAAUUUUCAAAUAAGCCUGUAUACAAUUAUUUAUUCGCCUAUGAAGGAGACAGAGAGUUUGCUAGACUCUUCGUACCACAGCUAAAAGGACCAGUUCAUGGAGGGGAACUCUUCUAUAUAUUUAAACCUUUUGGAAUCUCAAUGAUUCUUUCCGCACGAGACAGAAGAUUUAUCGACAAAUUAACAACCAUGAUAGCCAAUUUUAUGAAAAAUGGAAACCCAACCCCAAAAACCACAACGUACCUUCCUGUACAAUGGCCACCAGCAACCUUGAACUCUUCUAAUAUCAUGGUACUGGACAAGCAACUGACUGUGAUGGAACAACCAUUUAAACGUCACAGGGGAGAUUUUUUAUUGAGCCUGCUGUGCAAAUAUGGACUGCCAGGGUACGUCCCCUGCGAGAGUGCUCAGAUGUGCACGCGUCUGUAGAAUACUUUAGUUUGAAAAUUGUAGUAUUAAAUACCUCACCUAGCUAUUUUGUUCACAUUUUUUUCAAAUAAACUGUACAAGUGCAAUAUAU